Messenger RNA from Symphalangus syndactylus (siamang), 1726 nucleotides. It is a transcript of the gene NDUFS2, whose product is annotated as NADH:ubiquinone oxidoreductase core subunit S2. The record is from RefSeq and is a predicted model, not a curated record. Lineage: Eukaryota; Metazoa; Chordata; Mammalia; Primates; Hylobatidae. Gene Ontology annotation, molecular function: oxidoreductase activity, acting on NAD(P)H; NAD binding; quinone binding. Gene Ontology annotation, cellular component: respiratory chain complex I. Gene Ontology annotation, biological process: mitochondrial electron transport, NADH to ubiquinone.
UCACCCCUUCCCACACUGCAGAGGAAGCACACGUGGGGGAGGCAAUUUGGUCCAUGCAGAAUGCAGCGGAAGUGAGAGUGCCCUGGAGGACAGGAAUUGAGUGCUACCCAGGGAAAGUCUGCAGCCGGAGUAAGAUGGCGGCGCUGAGGACUUUGUGCGGCCUCCGGGGCGUCGCGGCUCAGGUGCUGCGGCCUGGGGCUGGAGUCCGAUUGCAGAUUCAGCCCAGCAGAGGUGCUCGGCAGUGGCAGCCAGAUGUGGAAUGGGCACAGCAGUUUGGGGGAGCUGUUAUGUACCCAAGCAAAGAAACAGCCCACUGGAAGCCUCCACCUUGGAAUGAUGUGGACCCUCCAAACGACACAAUUGUGAAGAACAUGACCCUGAACUUUGGGCCCCAGCACCCAGCAGCGCAUGGUGUCCUGCGACUAGUGAUGGAAUUGAGUGGGGAGAUGGUGCGGAAGUGUGAUCCUCACAUCGGGCUCCUGCACCGAGGCACUGAGAAGCUCAUUGAAUACAAGACCUAUCUUCAGGCCCUUCCAUACUUUGACCGGCUAGACUAUGUGUCCAUGAUGUGUAACGAACAGGCCUAUUCUCUAGCUGUGGAGAAGUUGCUAAACAUCCGGCCUCCUCCUCGGGCACAGUGGAUCCGAGUGCUGUUUGGAGAAAUCACACGGCUGUUGAACCACAUCAUGGCUGUGACCACACAUGCCCUGGACCUUGGGGCCAUGACCCCUUUCUUCUGGCUGUUUGAAGAAAGGGAGAAGAUGUUUGAGUUCUACGAGCGAGUGUCUGGAGCCCGAAUGCAUGCUGCUUAUAUCCGGCCAGGAGGAGUGCACCAGGACCUACCCCUUGGGCUUAUGGAUGACAUUUAUCAGUUUUCUAAGAACUUCUCUCUUCGGCUUGAUGAGGUGGAGGAGUUGCUGACCAACAAUAGGAUCUGGCGAAAUCGGACAAUUGACAUUGGGGUUGUAACAGCAGAAGAAGCACUUAACUAUGGUUUUAGUGGAGUGAUGCUUCGGGGCUCAGGCAUCCAGUGGGACCUGCGGAAGACCCAGCCCUAUGAUGUUUACGACCAGGUUGAGUUUGAUGUUCCUGUUGGUUCUCGCGGCGACUGCUAUGAUAGGUACCUGUGCCGGGUGGAGGAGAUGCGCCAGUCCCUGAGAAUUAUCACACAGUGUCUAAACAAGAUGCCUCCUGGGGAGAUCAAGGUUGAUGAUGCCAAAGUGUCUCCACCUAAGCGAGCAGAGAUGAAGACUUCCAUGGAGUCACUGAUUCAUCACUUUAAGUUGUAUACUGAGGGCUACCAAGUUCCUCCAGGAGCCACAUAUACUGCCAUUGAGGCUCCCAAGGGAGAGUUUGGGGUGUACCUGGUGUCCGAUGGCAGCAGCCGCCCUUAUCGAUGCAAGAUCAAGGCUCCUGGUUUUGCCCAUCUGGCUGGUUUGGACAAGAUGUCUAAGGGACACAUGUUGGCAGAUGUCGUUGCCAUCAUAGGUACCCAAGAUAUUGUAUUUGGAGAAGUAGAUCGGUGAGCAGGGGAGCAGCAUUUGAUGCCCCCUGCCUAUCAGCUUCUUCUGUGGAGCCUGUCCCUCACUGGAAAUUGGCCUCUGUGUGUGUGUGUGUGUGUGUGUGUGUACAUGUUCAUGUACACUUGGCUCUCAGGCUUUCUGUGCAUGUACUAAAAAAGGAGAAAUUAUAAUAAAUUAGCCAACUUGCGGCCCCUAGGCCUAAA